Molecule: messenger RNA, 7394 nt
Organism: Ceratosolen solmsi marchali
Lineage: Eukaryota; Metazoa; Arthropoda; Insecta; Hymenoptera; Agaonidae
Gene: kto
Product: mediator complex subunit kohtalo
Exons: 20
Coding region: 156-7046 (2296 amino acids)
Biological process (GO): positive regulation of transcription by RNA polymerase II
Cellular component (GO): mediator complex
Molecular function (GO): transcription factor binding; transcription coactivator activity
Source: RefSeq, a predicted model, not a curated record
CAGUCAGAUCUAUUCGAUAUGAUAAAUGUGCAAUGGAAUAAAAAUGUUGCUGUUAGGUGAUAUAACAGCAUCACUUAUACGCUGGUUUGAAGGGUCAUGAAGUUGACUCUGGUGAUACUUUAAUUUAAUUAUUAUAUAUUGUUUCAAUUCAUAAUAUGAUGGGAAUAUUGUACGAAAAGCGGCCAUUAAAAAGGCCUAGAUUAGGACCACCCGACGUUUAUCCUCAAGAACCAAAGCAGAAAGAGGAUGAACUAACUCCUAGUAAUGUUAAACACGGAUUUACUACUUCGUUGCAGCUGUCGGAUGAACAUGGCACUGCUAGAAAUUGUAAUGUUACUGCUGCUAAGGUUGGAGCUUAUUUCAAUGCUAUAUUAGCUAAAAAAGAAGAGUUAGCAACAAUGCCAGAUACGGGGAGAAAAAGACAGCAAAUCAAUCCUAAGGAUAAUUUUUGGCCGGUAACUGCUAGGACUAAAAAUGGUAUCGAGGCUUGGUUUAAAGAUUUAUCUGGCUGUAAGCCUCUUGUAUCGUUAGCUAAAAAAGCACCAAAUUUUAAUAAAAAAGAAGAAAUAUUUACAAUGUUGUGCGAGUAUCAAGUGCCAAUGUUAAGAGCUGCUUGGUUCAUUAAACUUAGUUCUGCUUAUACAGUAGCAGUUUCAGAAGCUAAAAUAAAGAAACGACAAUUGCCAGAUCCAACUACAGAAUGGACUGGAACGUUAAUCAAAUUUCUCAAAGAUCAGCUUUCCAAACUUCAAGAGUAUUAUCAUUUGGGUGGACACACUUCGAGCAAUUCAAACACAAUUAAUAGCAGUAGUAAUAUUGCAACCAAUGGCAUUACAAAUUCUUCGUCUACAAGCACUACAAACAGCAUAACGGCAAACGGUACCAAUUUAAGUAGCCAAUCUAUUACGACGAACGGUGUUGUCAAUGCUCAGCCUUCUACACCUAAUUCGAACUCGACCUCUAAUAUUCAGUGUGCACCUACCACCAUUAUGAACGAGGAUCAUAAAUUAGUCCUGAAACAAUGGCACUAUUGUAUACAAUUAGCCAAGUAUAUGUUUGAAGAGGGUCUCCUAGACAGACAAGAGCUUCUACAAUGGAUACUGGAACUCUUGGACAAAUUAAGAUCUGCACCAUCGGAUGAUGGAGUUUUGAAGCUCUUGUUGCCGUUAGCAUUACAAUAUUUGGAAGAAUUCGUUCAGUCGGAGCUCUUGGCUAGGAGAUUGGCUUAUCUGUGUUGUAAAAAAAUCGCGCACAUGUGUAAUAACGUGGAUACCACGUGUAGCCCACAAAGUCCGUCCGUCAUGGCAAUUGCUGCAGUCGCUGCUGCUGUAAAAAACGAAAUGAAUGGGAACAAGGAUGGACUUCACCCGCCUCAAGCGGCACCCGUUGUCAAUCAAUUAAACGCAGUUUUCAACGACUACUUAAAUUGUCCUCAUCACAGGGACGUUCUUUAUGGACUCUCCACAAUAAUUCAAGUCAUAACAUUAGAGUGUCCUACGGCUUUGGUUUGGAAUAACGUUGGAGAGGGUAAAUCAAUUUCGGUGUUAAACGGCUCACCAUUAGAUCACUUGCCAUGUCCGCCAGCUGUACUUCCCAGUCCUCCAGCGAGUGCUGCUGGACCGACGCGGCGACAACUCAAGGUCGCCCAGGAAAACAUUCGCUCACGCUCACAAGCUGCGGAAAGCCGUUGGUCUUGCGACAAAUGGCAACAAAGUAGUGCUGGUAUGACGACGACCAAAGUUCUGGCGGCUCUCGAUGCCCUUGACCGGCAUAGUUUCGAUCGCAUGGACUCGGGCAACUCCCUGGACACCCUCUAUGCAAAGAUCUUCACGAGUCCGGGUAAGGAUGGUGGGGGAGCCGCUGUGGCCGGAGUCACCCUCCCUGCGUCGGUCACGUCCUCGUCGUCCGGGCCUGGUGGUGAGCGCGAGGCCAACAGUACGAAGGGCGAGUACAAUCCUCAGCAGGAUGCGCCGAUCGUCGAGAUUCUUUGCGAAUGGGCGGUAAGUGCCGAGCGAUGGGGCGAGCAUCGCGCCAUGGCCGUGGCCAAGCUUUUGGAAAAGCGCCAGAGCGAAGCGUCCGGAGAGAGCAACGAUAGCGAUGACAAGGAUAGCGUAUGCAGCAAUGGAAACGGUCCGCCGGCCUUACCGAUAUUCCAGACGCUACUCAUGAAGUUUUUGGACGUCGAUGCACCUAUCCUCGAUAACGGGUCCGCGCAGUCCAAGGUCCAGUUCACGAAUCUCGUGCAUCUCUUUUCGGAGCUCAUCAGGCACGACGUCUUCUCUCACGAUGCUUACAUGUGUACGCUGAUAUCUCGGGGAGACCUCAUUCAAGGUCCGGUAGCGAGUAAGCCAAACACACCGAGUAAUCGAGAGCCAAUGGACGAGGACAGCUUGUUCCCGGGUAUCGAUCUCAAACCGACGAAGCUCGAUCCUCAGGACCACAUGCGCUCGACAAAUGAUUACGACGACAGCAAGAUUGACGACGAUCUAGACAAGAUACUCCAGGACAUCAAAGACGUUCAGCAGAACAGCAUGGAUGCACCGGACAGCCCGAAGGAGAGCGACGCCCUUGCAGGCCACGGACACCAUGAUCCGGUCCUUGACUCGACCAAGCCGCCUACCAGCCCCAGCAGACAUUUAUUGUACACGACACACUUCCCGUUACCCCAGGACGAAACCUGUAGCCAGCACGACUGCAAUCAGCGCCACGUACUUCUGUACGGAGUGGGUCGAGUCAGGGACGAAGCCAGACACGUCGUUAAAAAAAUGACCAAGGAGGUUUGCAAGCUUUUCGGCAAAAAAUUCAGCAUCGAUGUGGCGGAGGGCGGUAAAGUGAAGAAGCACUCACGCAGUGAAUUUAACUUCGAGGCUAUCACCCAGAAAUUCCAAAAUCUCAGCUAUUUCGAUCAACAUGUAGUAACGUGGCAGUGCGCCACUCAAGUUGUCGAUAUGCUCAACACUUUCGUCACUGGUUCGUCGUAUUUGCCGGUGCAGGAGCACGUUGCCUUUCUCUUCGACCUCAUGGAACUCGCUCUCAAUAUCUACGGACUGAUCGAGAUAUGUAUACAGAUAUUGAAGGAGCUGCCGGACGUUGAAGUACAGUUGGAUGUCAGAAAAAGCACGCUUAUUCGAAGUUAUACGACGAAUCUCAGUCUGUAUAUCGUCGGGGUACUCAGGAGAUAUCACUGCUGCUUACUACUUUCGCCGGAGCAAACGACAGUGGUUUUCAGUCUGCUCUGUAAAAUGGUGGCGCACGUUUCGAAUCCAAGCGAUUGCAGCUCCGCGGAGCGCUGUGUUCUCGCACAUCUUUACGAUCUUUACUCGAACUGCUCCUUGCUAAAGACUAAACCUCAUAGUUCGGAGGGUUUCAACAAUGCGAAUCCAAAAAUACGAGCGGCAUACUAUACGGCCCUCACGCUCACGCCCUCGAAUCAUCUCUAUAAUUCACAGUUUAUGGUAGAUGUGUUGAACAGCCCUCGUCGAGGUGGUAAAAUCGAGGCACAAUGGGCUCGCCAACUCAACGAGGCACCGGCCAAUCGUUAUAGCUUCGUAUGUAAUGCUAUUGUUGCUGUAUGCAGUGAAACCGACAAUGAUAAACUCAACGAUAUCGCGAUCACAUGUGCAGAACUUACUGCUUGCUGCAACGCAUUAAAUACGGAGUGGCUGGGCGUUCUAAGUGCUCUCUGUUGCUCCUCGAAUAGUUCGGCUAAUUAUAUCGAUGUACAAAAUCAAGUGGAUGUUCAGGAUUUGAGUAUUCACAAUUCAUUAGCUGUCUUCACAUCUAUUCUUAUUGCGAGGCACUGUUUCUCCCUGGAGGACUUUGUGCGCCAUAUAGCUUUGCCGUCGCUUGUGAAAGCUUGCAACGAGGGCCGCGGAGACGCAGACAACGAGGCCGAGGCCGGCGCCCGGCUUACGUGUCACCUCCUUCUCCGGCUUUUCAAGACAGUCGAGUGUCCGCAGCCGGCCCUCUACUCCGUCGGUACCUCGCCGCAUCCGCUCCCCAGUGGCAAUCAGCGCAGCUAUAGUAUUAAGCUGAGUUGCGACCGGCACCUUUUAGCUGCUGCCCACAAUAACAUAAGCGUCGGCCCGCUUAUAGCGGUACUAAAAGCUAUUCUAGUGGUGGGUGAUGCGACGGCAGGGAAACAGCAGCAAAAGAAACCGGACACGUUAAUGUCACACUCAGGCAAAGGUGGUCCAGGAAGUGUUGGGGGCUCUGGCCCUGGUGAACUCUCUAUUAGUCAUAUUUUAGGUACGAGUGAUAUUCUUGGUGGUGCUGACGAUCUGGGUUUAGAUCUGGCGAUGUCAUCGUCAAGUAGUAGUGUAGGAAUGAUAACGGAGAGUGUUAAAGGAUUGUCGGAUUUCGCUCAGCAUGUUCUUCGACAAAUUUGUAGUCAAGAAUGGGUUUUGGAAAGAUGUUUACAAAAUCCUGAAGAGCUUUGUCAAGAAGAUAUGCUUCUUGAUAAUAUGCUUACCCCACGUCAGGCUCAAAGAUUGCUGCAUAUGAUCUGCUAUCCAGAUACGCCUGCUGAUGCAUUUUUAGAACAGAAAACUCACAUCACGAAUAUCCUGGAGAACCUUGAACAGUGGAGCUUACGUAUGUCCUGGUUGGAUCUUCAGCUAAUGUAUAAGCAGUUUCCAUCGGCAUCCAGUGAUCUGUCACAGUGGCUAGACACCGUAGCGAAGGCAGCGAUCGACGUCUUCCAGCUGAACAAUGUAUCCGGCAAGCCUGAAAAACGUUCGGAUUCCAUCUGGUUGGUGGCACCUUUAGUAUCAAAGCUGCCUAGCGCAGUGCAAGGUAGAGUACUUAAGGUUGCUGGUCAAGUGCUAGAAUCGGGUAAUUGGUCAAAGGCAGCGGGAAGAGACAGAAGAAUCAAGUCACCUUCGAUGUUUAAUCACCAGCCCUUCUUGUCCCUAGUAUUGACGUGUUUAAAAGGGCAAGACGAUCAGAGAGAAGGUCUACUGACAUCGUUGCAUUCUCAACUAUCACAAUUUUGCACGACAAGUAAGGAUGAAAAAAGUAUCGGCAGCGAUGAUCCCAAGGCUCGAGAAAUCCUCCAAGAUGCUCUUCAGCUGCGAUUCAGUCUUGUUGGCGGUGUCUUCGAUACAAUACAACGAAAUAUCACCGUUACAAAUGAUUGGGCGAUGUUGCUCGUGCAGCUCGUGAGCUACGGCGUGAUCGACCUUAAUAACAACGCGGAACUGUUCACGACUGUGAUCGAUAUGCUUGCGACUCUCAUACAUUCCACGCUAGUUUCCGAUUCGCAAAGCGAAAAGGACGAGAAUAAAAAGUACUAUCAAAAUCUUAUGAAAAAAUUGAAGAAGGAGCUGGGAGAUAGAAACAGCCAGAGCAUACAGUUUGUAAGGCAAUUAUUGCCUUUGCCCAAAGUUACCAUGGAAGUCAUUACAUGCGAGCAAGUUGGCUGCAUCACCGAUACCAAAGGCAAUAAGAUUGCCGGUUUCAACAGUAUUGAUAAAAAGCAAGGCUUACAAGUUUAUAAUGCGCAGCGCGUCUCGGCCUGGGAGCUUCUCGAGGGCCACAAGAAUCCAGCUCCCCUCUCCUGGGCCUGGUUUCGUGCUGUACGUCUCGAACGCAAACCACUGACAUAUCAGAACGCUCACAAGCUGCUACGCUAUCACACUCAUAGCCAAAUCAGGCCUGCGUCGCAUUAUCUGGAGCCACCCCCACUCCCACCUGAAGACCUCGAGCCCGAUAAGAAGGAAUUAGAAACGGGUAAAGCUGAUACGCCGAUGAGCAUCGACUCGCCAGGGCGAAUGAUGGUAACGAUAGCUGGGGCCGGUAAGGGUAAAGCUUUGAAAACGAAACGCCACCGAAGGAACAAGGGACCGGCAACUCCAACGAAUCCAAUGCAGCCACAACAGAUACCGCAGCCUCAAGGACCAAACCAAAUGCAGCAAAUGGUUUACAAUGCUCAGCAGGCCCAAGUAUCUCAGCAGCCAGGUAUGUUCCCCAAUCAACAGCCCCAACAACAGCAGCAAUGGUACCCGAAUCAACAGGCCCCGCAUCCAACUCCACCACAGCAGUACGGACCGUACGGUAACCAGAUGGCGCCGACGCAAAUCGCGGGUCCGCGUUAUGAUAGACCGGGGCCCGCCCUCAACCAGUCCCAGUCCAAGCAGGCCCUAACUAACAUGCUGAGGCUACGAUUACCAUCGAACCAGUUCAUUGGUGCACAGCAGCAGCAGCAGCAGCAGGCGGUGGCGCCCCCGAAUGCGGCGCCACCGAACGUCACUGGACCAGCUGCCUUCCAGGGCAUUCAGAGAAGUCAAUUCAUAAGGCAACAGCUCAGGGCGACUCAUGGGCAGCAGCACGUAGCACCACCUGGAAUGCAGCCCCAGCAGGGCUUGUUUGCGCCCCAGCAGCAACAGCAGCAGCAGCCGCAGGGAAUGUAUGCCGGCAUGCAGCAAGGUAUGAAUCAAAAUUACGCCGGCUACGGUGGACAGCAAAUGAUACCUCAGCAGCCGCAGCAGCAGCAGCCUCCGGGUCUGAUGGCCCAGCAGCAAAAUAUGUUCCAAAAUCAGCAACAAAUGAUGGGAGCCCAAAACCAGCAGCAGAUGAUCAAUGCCCAAAAUCAGCAGCAGAUGAUGGGCGCGCAACGAAGUCAGGAGUACAUGCAACAGCAGAGAAUGCAACCCGGCACCGCAAGACCGCCUUAUUUGCAGCAGGCGCCAAACGUAACUAUGAAUACAAUGGGUCCAAUGGGUGCUGGAGUACAAAAUCAACCGGCACCUCCGUACCGGCAAGCCGGUGGCAAACCCGGUACGGUCAAUGUCGGUGGUGUUGGACAAGCUAAUGUUGGUCUCCAGCCAAAUCAACACAUGCAAUCCCAAAUGUCAUUGACUCAACAACGCAUGAGGCAGAUAAUGGCCAUGCAACAGCAACAGCAACAAGCUCAACAGCAACAGCAAGUUCAGCAACAGGCGGGUAAUGCCGGCCAACAGGCGACGCCUCAGCUGGUUGCUCAUCUUCAGCGCAAUCUUAAUCAGGCCCCGCAGCAUCCUUAUCAGCAUCAACCGCCGCCUUACUAAGUGUACUUCGUCAGCACGAACAAAAAUGUGUGGCUGUGUGCGUUCGGCACCUUCGGACGGGCGCAUUAUUAUUAUUAUUAUUACUAUUAUUAUUACUAUUAUUAUUAUUACUAUUAUUAUUAUUAGUAUAAUUAUAAUUACGAAAAGGAUGAGUGUUUAGAAAGAAGUAAUUGAAAAUAUAGUGAAUGUAAAUGUUGAAAUAUUUUAUAGAGAGAUUUUCAAAUAUUUGCGUAGAUGUGUAUAAUUAGCACGCGAAAUAGUGUUUCGUAAGAAGAGAAAAAAAUUAUGCAAAUAUAUUGCCGAUCUAUUCGAGAUGUAAUAUUUAAAUGAAAGAGAGAGAGAGAGAGA